Molecule: messenger RNA, 1690 nt
Organism: Prionailurus viverrinus (fishing cat)
Lineage: Eukaryota; Metazoa; Chordata; Mammalia; Carnivora; Felidae
Gene: NDUFV1
Product: NADH:ubiquinone oxidoreductase core subunit V1
Exons: 11
Coding region: 181-1623 (480 amino acids)
Biological process (GO): mitochondrial electron transport, NADH to ubiquinone
Molecular function (GO): 4 iron, 4 sulfur cluster binding; NAD binding; FMN binding
Source: RefSeq, a predicted model, not a curated record
CUCGGAACCGUGAAGGUGACAGUGGGAGGUGACUGAGCCGUCUCCCGCGAUGCUGGCGGCACGGCGGCUGCUCAGCGGGUCGCUCCCUGCGCGGGUGUCUGUGCGUUUCAGCGGCGACACGAGUUAGUUGUACAAGGCCUCGGUUUGACCAAAUUUUGGGCCAGCAGGACAGCCGGGCAAAUGAAUGGACGCUUCACGCCGGGCUCAGGGAGUUCAUAUGGCGCUGUGGUUCAGGUGUGGGCUUUGACCACCCGCACAUCUGAGUUCAGAUCCCAGCAGCUUUUGGUUGUGUGCCCUUCCACAGCACCCAAGAAAACCUCAUUUGGCUCGCUGAAAGAUGAAGACCGGAUCUUCACCAACCUGUAUGGCCGCCAUGACUGGAGGCUGAAAGGUGCUCAGAGCCGAGGUGACUGGUACAAGACAAAGGAGAUCUUGCUGAAGGGGCCUGACUGGAUCCUGGGUGAGGUCAAGACAUCCGGCUUGCGGGGCCGUGGCGGUGCUGGCUUCCCCACUGGCCUCAAAUGGAGCUUCAUGAAUAAGCCCUCAGAUGGCAGGCCCAAGUAUCUAGUCGUGAACGCAGAUGAAGGGGAGCCGGGCACCUGCAAGGACCGGGAGAUCAUUCGCCACGAUCCCCACAAGCUGGUGGAAGGCUGCCUAGUUGGGGGCCGGGCCAUGGGCGCCCGUGCUGCCUACAUCUACAUCCGAGGGGAAUUCUACAACGAGGCCUCCAAUCUGCAGGUGGCCAUCCGAGAGGCCUAUGAGGCUGGUCUGAUUGGCAAGAACGCCUGUGGCUCCGGCUACGAUUUUGAUGUGUUUGUUGUGCGUGGGGCCGGGGCCUACAUCUGUGGGGAGGAGACGGCACUCAUUGAGUCCAUCGAGGGCAAACAGGGCAAGCCCCGCCUGAAGCCGCCCUUCCCUGCUGAUGUGGGAGUGUUCGGCUGCCCCACAACCGUGGCCAACGUGGAGACGGUGGCUGUGUCCCCCACCAUCUGCCGUCGUGGGGGUGCGUGGUUUGCCAGCUUUGGUCGUGAGCGCAACUCGGGCACCAAACUGUUCAAUAUCUCUGGCCACGUCAACCACCCUUGUACUGUGGAGGAAGAGAUGUCUGUACCACUGAAGGAACUGAUUGAAAAGCAUGCGGGGGGUGUCACAGGUGGCUGGGACAACCUCCUUGCUGUGAUCCCCGGCGGCUCAUCCACACCACUGAUCCCCAAGUCCGUGUGUGAGACGGUGCUGAUGGACUUUGACGCGCUGGUGCAGGCGCAGACGGGCCUGGGCACGGCUGCUGUGAUUGUCAUGGACCGCUCGACGGAUAUUGUGAAAGCUAUCGCCCGCCUUAUUGAGUUCUACAAGCACGAGAGCUGUGGCCAGUGCACCCCAUGCCGCGAGGGUGUGGACUGGAUGAACAAGGUGAUGGCCCGCUUCGUGAAGGGGGAUGCCCGGCCGGCCGAGAUCGACUCCCUCUGGGAGAUCAGCAAGCAGAUAGAGGGCCAUACCAUCUGCGCCCUGGGUGAUGGAGCCGCCUGGCCCGUGCAGGGCCUGAUCCGCCACUUCCGGCCAGAGCUCGAGGAGCGGAUGCAGAGGUUCGCCCGGCAGCACCAGGCCAGGCAAGCUGCCUCCUGAUCCCGCUGCCCCGGGCUGACGUCUGUCUGUCCAGAUGGCUGGACAAUAAAGCGAGUGCUGUCCGGUC